AUGUCUAGAGAGAGCUCUUGCUACAGACCGUACCACAAACCAAAACGUCAAGGAGGAGGCGGGAGAAAGAUACCAGAUAGGUGGUUGAAUUAUGAUCCUGUAGGCCGUGAUCUGGAAGGCACUCCUUUCGUUCCAUUUAAAACACCUCUUGACAAGUCAUUUUUUGCCGGGAAGAAUGAUAUAAGUCAGGACGAACAUUUUGAUGUCGAACGAAUAAUGACCUUAGCUCGACAACAAGGAAAAACCAUAGGCCUUGUUGUCGACCUUACCAACACAGAUAGGUAUUAUAAGAAGAGUGAUUGGGACUAUUAUAACGUCAAGUACGUAAAAAUGAACUGCCCUGGACACGAAGUAAGCGAGCGCGAGGAUAUUGUCCAGAAAUUCUUGGAAACUGUUGAUGAAUUUGUGAGCGAUUCCAAUAACAAUGAAAAGUUGAUAGGAGUACAUUGUACGCAUGGACUAAACCGCACUGGUUACCUAAUUUGCCGUUACCUCAUUGAUAGGAAAGGAUGGACAGCAGCUCAUGCUAUAUCACUGUUCGAAUUCUCUCGUGGACAUCCCAUUGAACGAGGACAUUACAAGAAGAGUCUCUACGAAGCAGAACAACGGAUAAAAGAGACCGUUCCGGCAAAAGUAAGAAAAAACGAUGAGGAGAGGAAAGUUUCAUAA
Messenger RNA from Necator americanus (New World hookworm), 669 nucleotides. RefSeq lists its product as uncharacterized. The record is from RefSeq and is a predicted model, not a curated record. The transcript is spliced from 7 exons. Gene Ontology annotation, molecular function: protein tyrosine/serine/threonine phosphatase activity; polynucleotide 5'-phosphatase activity. NCBI's taxonomy places the organism in Eukaryota, Metazoa, Nematoda, Chromadorea, Rhabditida, Ancylostomatidae. Gene Ontology annotation, biological process: protein dephosphorylation. The coding region runs from base 1 to 669 and encodes 222 amino acids.